Closterium sp. Naga37s-1 is the source of this 1788-nucleotide messenger RNA. The record is from the annotation of a GenBank genome assembly. Lineage: Eukaryota; Viridiplantae; Streptophyta; Zygnematophyceae; Desmidiales; Closteriaceae.
AUGGCUGGCCAGGUGUGUGUGGUAACCGGGGGUCGCGGUUUCGUCGGUCGCUGGCUAGUUCGCAAGCUGUUAGCGACGGGCGAAUGGAGCACGGUGCGAGUGGUGGACAUGGCCCCCGAGCUCCGGCUCACGGACGAUGAGGCUAACGGCGAGGGCGAGGCGGGGCUCGUGCGGGACUCGGCGCGCAGCGGACAGCUGGAGUACAUCUCCGGGAAUGUCUGCGAUCGGACGGCCAUGGUUAAAGCUUUCCAGGGCGCGUCGGCGGUGUUUCACAUGGCGUCGCCCAACCACGCCCUCACGGAUCUCGCUCCGCACUACACUGUCAACGUGCUCGGCACGAAGAACGUGAUCGCGGCAUGCCAGGAGGCCGGCGUGUGUCGUCUCAUCUUCACCAGCUCGGCCAGCGUGGCUACUAACGCGUAUGGCGAGACCAAGGCGCAGGCAGAGGCAAUAGCCCUAGCGGCAAACGGGCAGGGGGGGCUGCUGACGUGCGCCCUGCGCCCCAGCAACAACUUUGGGCCGGGAGACCCUGACCUCGUGCCCAUCACCGUUAAGAACGCUCAGAAGGGCAAACUCAAGUUCAUAGUAGGCGAUGGGGAGAACAUGUCAGAUUGGACGUAUGUGGAGAACGUGGUGCAUGCUCAUAUCUGUGCUGAGAAGGCUCUUAGCGAGUACAAGGGCGACCCCACCAGUGAUGACUCGCCAGCUGGCAAGGUUUCAAUCCCAUUUAUCCUUGCCGUGCCAUGCCCUUCCACUUCACCUUCUCUCCCCACCACUACUGCCCCUUGCUGCUCCCAUCCCACACCUCACUCUCCCAUUCCACCGCUUUCAACCCAUCGCAACCUUCUCGCAGGCGCCCAUCGCCAGGCUCCCAGCGGACAUUCUCAUUCCAGUGGCGGGGGGAGUAGAGGCCAUUACAAAGGCUCUGGCCCCUCUAGGCCCAUCGCCAAGCUCCCAGCAGACAUCUUGAUUCCACUGGCGGGGGGAGUAGAGGCCGUUACAAAGGCCCUAGCCCCUCUGGGUUUGCCCCCCUCUGAUUUCACUCCUGCCCGUCUGCUCCUUGCCACCCGCUGGAGAACCUUUUCACCUGCCCGGGCGGGCAGGCUGCUGGGCUACAAGCCGGUCGUUUCAGUUGAUGAAGGCCUGCAGCGCACAAUAGCGUCGUACCCACACCUGCAGCGCACCACCUAUGAGAAGGAGAAGGCAGCCGAGGCAGCAGCAGCGAGGGCAGCGUUCCGAGAGCACUCCUCCGUGCACAAAGCACUGGGAGGGGGCGUGGAGGGGUUGCAGCGCACGAUAGCGUCCUACCCGCACCUCCAGCGCAGCACAUAUGAGAAGGAGAAGGCAGCCGAGGCAGCAGCAGCGCGAGCAGCGUUCCGAGAGCGCUCCUCCGUGCACAAAGCAUUGGGAGGGGGCGUGGUGGCGGACCUGCUGCUGUGGCAGGACGCGAAGCUGUCUCUCCUCGCCAUGCUGCUCGCGUGGAUGGUGCUGCGUUGGGCGAUUGGGCGCGUGGGAGGAACGCCGGUGGUGUCUCUUGCUGCGACUGCUGCCAUGGGGUUCCUCCUGCAUGCUGCCGUGCUGCACCGCGUUGCGCCCAUCGCCAAGAGCCUGCCUCUACCUGACAUGGCGGCUGUUGAGUGGCGCAUUCCCGAGAAGCCAGUGGUGGACGCCAGCCAAUGGGUGGCUGCCACGUGGAAUGACUCUGUAGCUGCUCUGCAGGAGAAGCUGUUAGUGGAGAGGGACUGGGCCGCUGCUGGCAAGGUGGGUGGCGGUGGGGUAGAGGGGUAA